CUGCUGCUGGAGGAGUGGGGGCCGCCGGGCGGGAGCCUGGAGCUGCCCGCCGGCCUCACCUGGACGCUGCUGCUCCUGCGCCGCCCGCUCUACCGCAACCUGCUGCGCUCGCCCAACCCCGAAGGUAUUAACAUUUACCAACCUGCUCCUCCUACUGGCCCCACCCAGCAACCACUGGAGGCCCUGGGCAAUUUCCAUGGAUGGUACAUUGGAUCUGAAAAGCUCCAGCACAAUCUCAGCUGGACAGUGAAGCAGCAGUGCGUGAACCUCCUGGCAGAGGGCCUGUGGGAGGAGCUGCUGGAUGACGAGCAGCCGGAUGUCACCGUAAUGGACUGGUUUGAGGACAGCCGGCUGGACGAUUGUGUGUACGAACUGCACGUCUGGCUGCUGGCGGCCGACCGCCGCACGGUCAUUGCACAGCACCACGUGGCCCCCCGCACCUUGGGGAGGGGCCCCCCGGGGAACUGGAUCCAGGUGUCACAUGUCUUCCGCCAAUACGGCCCCGGGGUGAGGUUCGUCCACUUCCUGCACAAGACCAAGAACCGCAUAGAGCCCAGGGGCCUCCGCAGGACCAGGGUGACCGACUCCUCCGUGUCUGUGCAGCUCAGGGAGUGA
Molecule: messenger RNA, 615 nt
Organism: Dipodomys ordii (Ord's kangaroo rat)
Lineage: Eukaryota; Metazoa; Chordata; Mammalia; Rodentia; Heteromyidae
Gene: Nccrp1
Product: non-specific cytotoxic cell receptor protein 1 homolog (zebrafish)
Exons: 6
Biological process (GO): SCF-dependent proteasomal ubiquitin-dependent protein catabolic process; glycoprotein catabolic process
Cellular component (GO): cytoplasm; SCF ubiquitin ligase complex
Molecular function (GO): ubiquitin protein ligase activity
Source: RefSeq, a predicted model, not a curated record